This is a messenger RNA of Camellia sinensis, 620 nucleotides long. The record is from RefSeq and is a predicted model, not a curated record. Lineage: Eukaryota; Viridiplantae; Streptophyta; Magnoliopsida; Ericales; Theaceae.
AUAAAUUUUAACAGGAAGCUGUCACCAAAGCUAGGUUGAUGUAUUUUUUGCUGUAUUCUUUCUUCUUCUUCUUCUUCACUCCAGAAAUUUUUUUCUUUUUGUUUUUUUUUUUUGCAGUUUUAUUUUCCUUCUUGCCAUCUACUUUUAUAUUACAUGGGAAUAAGUGAAGACAUGAUAUCUCCAAAAUCUGAAAAACCAUGUCCAAAAUCAGAAAAAGCAUCUCCACCUAAACAGGACCAGACAAACAUUCAUCUCUAUCCCGACUGGGCAACUAUUCAAGCAUAUUAUGGGCCUGGAGUACCCAUACCACCAUCAUAUUUGAACUCUGCAACCAUGGCUUGUCAUGUUCCUCAUCCUCAUGUGUGGGCACCACCACAGCAUGUGAUGCCACCAUAUGGGGUGCCUUACUCUGCCAUCUAUUCUCCUGGAGUUGUUUGUACUCAUCCUACAGUUCCUAUUAUUGCAACUCCUGUGAGUGCACAAAUGCUUUCUACUUCGUCAUACAACAUGGAUCAAGGCUCAAUAAAGAAGCUGAAAAGAUUGGACGGAGUUACUAAGCAAGUAGUCAAUGACAAUGCUGAGGUUGAUGGUGAAGGAUCAGCCCAUAGAGCAUCACAGAG